Messenger RNA from Salvia splendens (bonfire salvia), 3008 nucleotides. Its product is annotated as phosphoglycerate mutase-like protein AT74H. Lineage: Eukaryota; Viridiplantae; Streptophyta; Magnoliopsida; Lamiales; Lamiaceae. Bases 1926 to 2804 code for a protein of 292 amino acids. The transcript has 3 exons. The record is from RefSeq and is a predicted model, not a curated record. Gene Ontology annotation, molecular function: catalytic activity.
GGAACUUCAUCAAUCUUAAGAUUUUUCGGCAGUCAAGACUGUCAUGCGAAUCUUAAGACUUUUCAAGAGAGUGGAACAUCUUCAUCUGGUAAGCCGCUUGGGAAAAUCCAGCAAACACCAAAGAAUAUGCAAUUCCAGAACUGAUGAAUGGAGUUACAAGAGUGAUGAGAUUGAUCCUUCUGUCUUGAAUGAAUCACCUCGAGGUUCAAGCAGAAGUGCGUGCAUGGAUGCAGCCUCAGAAGCGGGCUAACGUUGUGAAAAAGGGUUCUAGUAUUGCUCACUAUUUCUCAUCAACUCCAAACUCUUGAUCCUGUUGGCCUAUCCAAAACUUGUAUAUCUCGAAAUAUCAAAUUGUUAAUAGGUAGCCGUUUUUAUUCCAGAGAAGUAGCAUCAUUGUUGGUAAAUGCUCUAUUUACAACUUUAUGUAUAGUUGCACGUGUAAUUGAGGACAAGUUCUGGAGAUUCUUCCGCCUCUGUCAAUAAAUCUAUUUGAACAGUCACCGUGAUAUGCUUUGACAAGAUGCUACAUAGUCGUACAUUUUUUUGAAAAUAAAAGUAGUGCAGUCACAGGUGUUGGUGAGCAGAUUCUCGUCCCGGGCGAGGAUUUCACGGUCAUCUCUUCUGGUCAGUGUAAGAAAUCUGGUACGUUUUUAACACAUCCCCUAAUUUUGUUUACACUAUGUUGUGCUACUGUAAUUUACUCUCUUUUUGUGAUUGGCAAGGCAAAGAAGUGUGCUGUUUCUUUUCUUUAAGGCAAAUCACACUGAUACUCAGGAACAACUCUCUUAGUUUGUGAUCAUGCAGGUUAUUGCUAAAAGGAAUCUUUAUACUGAGCUGUGUAUGAUCAUCUCAUCUUCAUAUGAUUGAUAUCACCACUGUCUCUCAUCCUCGAUUUCUUCCAAGAUUGCUAUCCCGUUUUCGUCUGAGACGGAGAAUGAAGUCUGGUAUGUGUUACUACUUACUACUCUUUCGGUUUUUUCCUUCUUUUGGCUGAGUAUAGGAAAAAAGGUUUCCCACCUUUCUUUGCUUCCGAAAAUGAGAAUGGCCCCAAAUGAAAUUGGUUUGUAAAACACACACAAACCUCGCCCAUUGCUACAACAAGGUCACCGGAUUCAGUGGCGUUGGGAUCAUCUACCUCCAGCUCCCCGGCCUCAUGCAGAUUAUCGAUUCGUACAUGGAUUACUCUGGAAUCGUCUCUCACCAUCUGCUGCAGCUCACGGUCGCCAACAUCUUAUCCCCCGGCGACACGUUUAUGCUCCUCAAGUCGAUCAAGGGCGAGAUGAGCGGCGUAACCGUCUUUGACAACAUGUUUGCCAACAGCAACAAGGUGAUCGAGAUUGUGCGGAUGGAAGGCCAAUUCAGUCACGCGGAUCAGGUCGUGGAUUGGAAUACUGUUAGGGGAAUGAUGAAAUAAGUGACGACGACGGAUCUGAAGGCGGCUCAGCCUUUCCCCAACUUGAUCAAGCAAGUGCAAUACACGUUCAUCACUAAAUCUCUCGGCCUAGUAGACACGUCAUUACAUUUAGCGUGAUUCCUGUUAUUGGAAGAAGAAAAAAGGUACUCCCAUUUAGGGUACUUUUUCCUAAAACUUCACCAAAAGAAGGAAAAACUCAUCUCUUUCUGCAUCUAAUAUUUUGCAUUCCAGCUGUAUUUUGACCUACUUUUGAUUGGGAAAGAGUGGAUAUCUCUCUCAAGUCUCUAUCUGUCCAAUCUCUGUUUCUCUCUCUCUAUAUAUCAGUCAUUACUUUUACCUUCUAAUUUUUCAUAAAGUCAAGUGAUUUUGAUUCCUCUGAUGCGUCUCCAUCUUUCUUAUUACGUGGGACACGUCCAAAAGAAACUGUCAAAGAUUGUUAUAUAUAGUACAUAGACAAAAUCGGAAAUCCCCAUUAUUUCAUUCUAGAUUUAAAAAAUCCACCACCAUCACCAUGGCUGACAAAACCCCCAAGAACAGGUGGCUUCCCAAGCGCAUAGUCCUACUCCGCCACGGCGAGAGCAGCGAUAACUCCGGCAGCGGAGACGGCAUUUCUCCCAGCCACAGCACCCCGCUGACCCGGCGCGGGGCGGAGCAGGCGAGGCAAGCCGGCACCCUCAUCAAAAACCUCCUCGACCAGAGCUGCCCCUCGUGGAAGAUCUACGUCUACGUCUCCCCCUUCGAGUGCACGCGAUCAACGCUGCGCGAGAUGGGCCGCGCCUUCCCCGCCAGCAGGCUGAUCGGCGUGAGAGAGGAGUGCCGUGUCCGGGAGCAGGACUUCGGCAACUUCCAGGACCCUCAGAAGAUGAGGCAGCUCAAGGAAGUCCGCGACAAAUUCGGCCGCUUCUUCUUCCGUUUCCCCGAGGGCGAGUCCGGAGCCGACGUCUACGACCGCGUCUCGAGUUUUUUAGAAUCAAUGUGGAGGGACAUUGAUAUGCAGAGGUUCCCACACGACGGCGGGGACGAGGUGAAUCUGAUGAUCGUGUCGCACGGGCUGGCGAUCCGGAUCUUCCUGAUGCGGUGGUUCCGGUGGACGGUGGAGGAGUUCGAGCGGCUGAAGAGCCCGAAGGACUGCGAGUUCAGGGUGAUGCAGCUCGGGGAGGGAGGCGAGUACAGCCUCGCCGUGCACCACGACGAGGAGAGGCUGAGGGCGUGGGGGCUGUCGGCGGAUAUGGUGGCGGAGCAGAAGCUGAGAGCUGGAUCAAGGAGCCACCAUGAGGAGGAGGAAUCGGUGGAUGAGGAGGUUUUGUGGUAUCGCACUUUCUUUGGCGCCGCCGACGGGGAUGAUGACACGGCGGAGACACGUGGCGGUGAGGAAGAGGGGUUGGAGUAAUUAUUUGCGGUGUGGUUGUUUGUUAAUUAAUUAAUUAAUUAAUCGUGCUUUGCUACAAAAGGCGUUAUGUUGAUGCGUGGUGGUUUCAAUUGUUUAAGCUCUUUUUUUAUUUUUAUGAUUUGAUAGUGCUAGUAAUUACUCAGUAAAUAUAGAUUGAAAUUUGUCACUAAAGGAGCUAGAUAUUAAACUAUGGUUGUUGACUUA